GUUCCAAGCUCUUAUAUAAUAAUUACAGAAAGAAUCUUAUUAGCGAGGAUAGAUAUAAUCCCCUCACCGAUUGUGUGGCUCGUUUGACCUUUUGGGUUCGGAGGGAUUCAUGGAAAUGUGGGAUCUGAACGAUUCGCCGGAUCACUACGAAUCGGAGGAGGGCUGCUCCACCCCUGCUGCCGACGGAGAUGAUGACAAGGGCAAACGGGUCGGAUCCGGUUCCAAUUCGAGCUCGUCGGCUGUGGUCGUCGAGGACGCUUCCGAAGAGGAAGAAGACGAGGAAGUGAACGAGGACGACGGGGGUAAGGGCCGGAGUGAAAGAGACGCGGCGCCGGGUAAAAUCUUUGGGUUUCCGGUGGGGGCCGGUCCGGGUCACGGCAGCUUCUCGCCGGUGACGCGGCAGUUCUUCCCCGUCGACGAGUCAGAAAUGGCUGCCGAAUCCGGCGGCGACAGGUCGCUCCAUUUGCCGAGGGCUCACUGGGUCGGAGUCAAAUUUCGCCAGUCCGAAUCCCACGCCGCCGCAGGCGGCGGCACGACGGAGAAGCCGCCGUCUCUGGAGGGCUUCGCGCAGCAGCCGAUGAAGAAGAGCCGCCGCGGGCCACGGUCGAGAAGCUCCCAAUACCGGGGCGUCACAUUUUACCGGCGAACCGGCCGGUGGGAGUCUCACAUAUGGGAUUGUGGGAAACAAGUCUAUCUAGGUGGAUUUGAUACCGCACAUGCAGCUGCUCGCGCAUACGAUAGGGCGGCAAUAAAAUUCCGGGGAGUGGAAGCGGACAUAAAUUUUAGUCUGGAGGAUUACGGAGAAGACUUAAAACAGAUGAACAAUUUAACAAAGGAAGAGUUUGUUCAUGUGCUGCGGAGACAAAGCACUGGGUUUCCAAGGGGGAGUUCAAAGUAUAGAGGCGUCACUUUGCAUAAAUGUGGUAGAUGGGAAGCUAGAAUGGGCCAGUUCUUGGGCAAAAAGUAUGUGUAUUUGGGUCUUUUUGAUACAGAAAUUGAAGCUGCCAGGGCUUAUGACAAAGCUGCAAUAAAAUGCAAUGGCAAGGAUGCAGUGACCAAUUUUGAUCCCAGUAUAUAUGAGAAUGAGCUUAAUUCCACCUCUGAAACAUGUGAUAAUGCAGCGGAUCACAAUCUUGAUUUGAGCCUUGGGAGCUCCAGCUCAGGCAACCGAGAAAUGGCUGAAAAUAUGGGUCACAAUUCCUCUGCAAUGCAAUAUGAUCUGGAUUGGGGGCAUCAUGGGCAACAAGAGAGCCCAACGGCCCGAAGAAGGGAGGGGUACCACGACCCAGAAACGUUGCAGCUCUUAGGCCGAACGCAAAUGCUGCAGAUGUUCCCACCACAUCAGUUCAACACGCCAAGCUUUCAAGUGCAGUGCCAGAGCAGCAGCAACAGUGUGGGAGGAGGGACAAUGAGGGGAUGGAAUGUGGGAGACCAGUUAUGCCUGUCGUCCUCAAACAACACAACAGCAGCAAGCAACCUUAACGCUAACAUAAUUCUACAACAGCAACAAUGGCAGUCACAUUCGAAUAGUCUUCUUCUUCCCCAACAGAUAUUUGCAACAGCUGCUGCAGCAUCAUCAGGAUUCCUUCCUCAGCACAUCUUAAGGCAUCCGCCGCCGCCGCCUCAGAGCUGGCCUCCCCUUCAAAGAAACGGCUUCCACUGCUCCUCCUCCUCCUCCUUCACCCCGCCGCCUUGACCUCACCGUUCUCCAUCUCUUGCCUUGUAAGUUUCAAGGUGUUUUGAUUUCGUCUACUGGUCGCCGGAAACAUUCUUUGUGAUUUGUAGGAUUGGUUAUGUAUGAGCAUUCAAUUCCAUGGUUCUUCAAAACAUUGGAACCAGCAUUGGGAGGGUGUGGGUUGGAAUUGGUUUUGGCAAAUUUCCAAUGGAAAUACAUUUUGGACGACGUC
Molecule: messenger RNA, 1907 nt
Organism: Cuscuta campestris
Lineage: Eukaryota; Viridiplantae; Streptophyta; Magnoliopsida; Solanales; Convolvulaceae
Source: the annotation of a GenBank genome assembly